This is a messenger RNA of Pogona vitticeps (central bearded dragon), 2893 nucleotides long. Lineage: Eukaryota; Metazoa; Chordata; Lepidosauria; Squamata; Agamidae. The record is from RefSeq and is a predicted model, not a curated record.
GUCAUCCCACCAUGCUCUGAACGGCUCGGAUCCUCUCCCACCCCUGGCUUGUGACUCGGUCGCCCUGCUCGCACCCCCCCCCAGCGGCCACCAUGGUCCACCCCGAAGGCAACGCCCUCCUGAAGGCCGUCUGGCAGGGCAAAUUCCGGCUCACCCGCCUGCUUCUGGAAGGGGGGGCCUACAUCAACGAGGGCAACGCCCAGGGGGAGACCCCCCUCAUCGCCGCCUGCAUGGCCCCCUACGAGGACCCUCAGAACAAAUCCCGGAUGGUGCGGUACCUCCUGGAGAACGGGGCCGACCCCAACAUCCCGGACAAGACCGGGAAGUCGGCCCUGAUGCACGCCUGCGCCGACGGGGCGGGGGCCGAGGUGGCGGCCGUCCUGCUGAGCCACGGGGCCGACCCCAGUGCCCGGGAUUACUCGGGCGCCUCGGCGCUGGUCUACGCCAUCGACAAGGGGGACCGGGAGACCUUGAAGGUCCUUCUGGACGCCUGCAAAGCCAAAGGCAAAGAGGUCAUCAUCAUCACCACGGGCACGUCCCCCUCGGGGACCAAGAAGACCAAGCAGUACCUGAAUGCUCCCCCCUCGCCGGGCGUGGAGGAGAAGCCCCCUCCGGCGCUGUGCAUGUCCCCCUCGGACAUCGAGGUCCGGACCUCCCAGUCGCCGGGAGGGAGCGAGAAGGAGGAGGAGCGCGACGUCUUCAACUUUAAUCUGGCCCCCCGGCCGAGCUGCUCCCCGACCCCGCACGCCAAGGGGAGAGAAGAGGCGGGGUCCCUGCCCCCCACCAAAGGCCGGCCCAAGCCGCUGAAGAGGCUGAACUCGGAGCCGUGGGGCCUGGUGGCCCCGUCUGUCCUGGCCGCGGCCACCCCGGAGGACCGGGUGGCGGCCGAGAUGAAUGGCCUGAGCCUCUCCCGGAGGGUCCCGCUGUCCCGGAGGCACAGCAUGGAAGGCCAAGAGCCCUCCGCCUUCAAGACGACGGGCCCCCCAGCGCCGGAGGAGGAGCCGCUAUCGAGCCUGGACACCGCCUGGGCAGAGAAGGUGCACGCCGGUCCCCUCCACCAGGUCCUGGCCCGCCGCCCCACGGCUCCGGAGGCCCACGAAGGGCUGCCACGAGGCCUGGCUCACCCCAAGCUCAACUGCUUGGAUCAUCAUGACCCGGAGGGCGUCUCUCCAGACUCCACGCCGGGCUCCCCGGAUUCCGGCCGCGUCUCCACGGAGCGGAGGAAGUACAACGCCUCCCCGCUGACCCUUCCCGUCAGCAGCAGCUCCCGGGACAGCCUGGAGAGCAUCCCCAACGCUGUCUCGCCUGUCACGAUCCGACGCCGGGCCCCGGGCCCCCUCGAGAGGAGAGGUUCGGGGACGCUGCUACUGGACCACCUGGCCCACAGCCGCCCGGGCUUCCUCCCUCCGCUUCACUUCAACCCCCACCCGCCCCUCCGGGACCUCCGCACCAACGGGAAGCCCUCCUCGCCGGCCCAGAAAGGCCUGUUCCCACUAGGCCCCGCUUCCCCGAAGGCCAAACGGCUUCUCCGGAGGCACUCAAUGCAAACCGAGCAGAUGAAGCAGCUGGUCAGUUUCCAGAGCCUCCUUGGCCAGGGGGACUCAGUGGCCGGCUAAAGCCGACGGGAUCGGAGGAGAGGAAUGGACCACCUACCCGUCUGGGCGUCCGAGGCCGGGGAGGGGGGAGAGCCUUUCCACGGAGUCCUCCCCCCUCUCGGUCACCUCCGGCCUCCUGUCUUCGUUGCUGGGUUUCCACGUCUUCCUCCUUCCCCUCGUUUUGCUCUCCUGUCUCUUCUGCCGCCUUAUUGAUUCCCCCCCUCCAUGAACUGGGCAUUCCCUGCGCGGAGUUGGAGUCAACCUCUCAAGAGCAGGAUGGAAGGGUCCGGACGACGAAGCCAAUGGCGAGGAGAAGCUGGGAUCAGGGCCGUUCGAGAGAGGGCACCCAACGGGGGCGGCUCCGAGGAGGAGAUUCGUGCAACGUUCACCCCAUCCUUUGGACAGGAAAGACAGGAGUUGGACGUUGAGUUAUUUGACGGACCCUAACCAAGUGUUGGCGAGGCCUACAGGGGACGACGGGCAAGACCUGCAGAACGGAGAGGACCCAACGAUGGAGGGUGUUGAUGAUCCUCAUGGCCCCAAACCUUAGCUCCCCAACACAACCGAACCAACAGAAAGAGGAGGACUUGUGUCUUGUAGAUCUGGUGUGUCUUCCUCUAGUGCCCUGUCAUCAUCAUCUAUGAGACCCCCCCGGAAGAAAGAGGACCUUGAGUUAGAUCUGUUCCUGCCUUCGUUUUUAUCCUGUCCUUUCAACAUUGCUUUCGUUGGGGGUUGGCUUAUUUCUGCUUGACUUAAUAGGGACUCGGACGCCUCAGUGACGGGUCCAGAGGUUGAGGACGACGGUGAAUGUAGAAGCACAGCUGCUGUUUUUAGGGCUGGGGACCCAAAAAUGGAGACACCCUUGCCCCCCACCUGCCCCAAGGCUCGCCCUCUGGGGAGAGAACAUUGGAUGUUUAAGGAAAUGGCUCCGAGUUUUCAGCAGAUUGGGACCCACCAGGGAGAUUCCGGAUUCUUAGGCGUGGGUCCUAAAUCAAAUCGGAUUCCUUUCGUUCUACGCGAUUCAUUUCAAACCAGAUCCAAAUCUCUAUACAUUGCCAGGGCACCUUGGGAUGUUGAGUCCUGUGAAGACCCUCGGGUACAGUUUCCAAAAUCAUUAUUAUACUUGCAAUAUAUAGCAGGACCCCCCAUGUCCAUGGGAGAUUGAUUACAAGCCCCCACCUCAUGGAGGCUGAAAAACGUAGAUAAUAGUGAAUGUUAUUAUAAUAGCAAACGCUAUCCAUAGCAUAGGGACGUAGUGGCGCUGUGGGUUAAACCGCAGAAGCCUCUGUGCUGCAAGG